AUGGGGGAGACCUCCCCCUUGAGCAAAGCUGACAUCCUCUGCGCCCUUCCUGACGACGCCGAGGUCGACGCCCGCCGGGAGGAGGGAGAGCUGCCCAUCAUCCCGACAAGGGGCAGAUCAUCGCUGGUCUCUCGAGAUGCUGCCUUCGUCUUGACGCCGCCUGGAGCUGCCUCCGGCCCUUCUGCUGCGCCAUCUUCUGCUCCUGGAGCCCAUGUGCCCACUUCUCAGGCUCCGAAGCUUUCGGGUUUUAGGCUCCCCAAGCGGAAGGUGGACUAUGUCGUGGUGGAUCAGCCGAUGCCUUCGGCGAAGAAAAGGAAGGAGGAUACAGCGGCCGCGCCCCCUUCUGCGGAGAAAGGAGGCGACAGCACUCGCACCUCCCCAGCCUGGUCGCCCUCGCGAGGCCAAGAGGAGCAUCAUCGGGAGGAGUCUGCCCCCGUGGCCCCGCUGGCUCCGGAAGUGCCGGUGGCUGGCUCGGCUGAUGAGGUCCCAAAGGCUCAGGAGCCCUUGAUCUCCCAGGCUCUGGUGACAACACCGCCCCCUCCUCCUGCUGCGCCUCUGGCCCCAAGUUCUUCUGCUUCCUCUGCCGCCUUGGAGUGCGUCCUUUCGGAGAUGGCCCAGCUGCGGGAAGAUCUCCUGGGCGCGGAACUGCGCCUGGUAACCGGGCGCCUGGAGCUGGCCUCUGGCUGGCUUCACUCUGACCCGGCGGUUCGAGCGUCGCUGAGCCAGGCCGCGGCGGCCUCUGAGAAGGAGAAGCAGGCCGCCGCCAAGGCUGCGGCCGAUCGCGAGGCGGCGCUGAACGAUGCCGAGGCUGCUCGCGACCGCUGCCGAGAGCUGGAGGACGAGCUAAAGCGCCUGCGCGACCAGUGCGCAGAAGAAGCACGUGGCCGCCAGGCGAAGGAGGAGGAUAUGAGGGCCCGGGAGGACGCCAUCAAGGGCUGCGACGCCGAGCUAGAAGAGCUGGCGAAGGCGCAGGCCGCGGAGCGCAGCCAGCUUGAGGAGUUGGGGCGGAAGGCGAAGGCGAAGGAGGCUGAUCUUGACGCCAAGGCGAAGGUCCUGGCUGAAGACUGCGUGGCCUUCUCUCUUCUUGAGGAGAGGUCGAGCUUGGCAUUGAAGUCACUGUACAAGAAGGGCUUGGAGAAGCUGCUGACCACCGAUGAAGAUGGCCCUACUCAGCUGCUUCCCCACUUGGUGAAGGCGCUUGAGGAAGUCGUGGAGGGCAUCGGUCCCAUGGCUGAGGCAGAGGCUCGUGUCCUUUCUUCAGCUGCACUGACGCGGGUCUUCAGCCAUCUGCACCUUCGCGACCCCAGUGCUCAUCUUGAUGAGCUGCUGGAGCCUGUAGCUGAUGAACACUGCGCGGCUGCCGCCGCAACCGUGAAAGGUGAGGUGGAGGCCAUGCUGGAGAAGUUCCGCGGCUUCGUCCUCGCGCCCUCGACCGGCGAUGCCACCGAUCCUGCGGCUCCAUCUGGCGGUGCAGGUGAAGGCGACGCUACCAAGGGAGGAGCACCUUCUGUGGGUGAUGGCGGUGUCCAGGGGUGA
Messenger RNA from Aegilops tauschii subsp. strangulata, 1536 nucleotides. Lineage: Eukaryota; Viridiplantae; Streptophyta; Magnoliopsida; Poales; Poaceae. The record is from RefSeq and is a predicted model, not a curated record.